AUGAAUGUUGCUGCUGGGAUUAGUAUUUGCUGGAUAAUAAUUAUCAUAGUGUGCGAGCAGCAAGUGUUAUCAAUCUGUCCACAGUCAUGCAUCUGUAUAUCGGAGGAGCAGCGAAUAGCGCGGUGUGAUGGCGCAGCACUAAGCGACAUUCCAGCGCUUCUGGAUCCACGUAUGACAUCACUGAGCAUGUACAAUUGCACGUUGAGGCGACUGGAUCCCGAUGUUCUUGAAUUAUAUCCUGGUAUGUUUGCUUUCAGACCUAGAUAUUAG
Gongylonema pulchrum is the source of this 270-nucleotide messenger RNA. Lineage: Eukaryota; Metazoa; Nematoda; Chromadorea; Rhabditida; Gongylonematidae. The record is from the annotation of a GenBank genome assembly.